Messenger RNA from Medioppia subpectinata, 4143 nucleotides. The record is from the annotation of a GenBank genome assembly. Lineage: Eukaryota; Metazoa; Arthropoda; Arachnida; Sarcoptiformes; Oppiidae.
CGUCGGCCCAUUGCGAACACAACGCACCUAUGAGUCGAGUUGUGGACAAAAGUGGAGACAUUAAUCAACACUACAUUUACUAUUGUUUUGAUCAUUGAAUUGACAUUAAAUCGCGUUAACAGUGACUGUGUUUUCAAUGCCAUUACAAUCGCUGACCAAUGAAUGGCCGCAUCGAAGCGCUGAAUGAGCCGUACGUGAGAGCCGUUGAUCAGUGACUAUAACUGCGGGCAGUGUCUGUGUCUGUGUUAGCGAUGGUGUUGUCGUCGGUGUUGGCGGACAAGUCGAUGAACUUCGAUGAGAAUCCGUCGGGAAAUAACAUCCUUGAGAUGCUUAGAGGCCAACGAAGAGACGGCCGGUUCUGCGAUAUCGUACUCCACGUGACGUCCGGAUCACUGGCCGAACGGCGCUUUCCCGCCCACCGCUCACUACUGGCCGCCUGUAGUCAGUACUUCGAGUCCGUACUGAAGACCCAUCGCGUGACCAAAGAGCAGAUCAACAUCGGGUGUCACGACGUGGACGUGUUUGAGACGCUCUUGGAUUACAUGUAUUCGGGAAACAUUACCAUCGAUUGGCAUAAUGUCAACGAAUUGCUCAAACUUAGCAAUUACUUCCUGAUGGCCAAAGUGAACACAUAUUGCCACCAAUUCCUCGAACACUACCUCUCGGUCGACAACUGCAUCGCUGUCCGCGAUUUGGCCCAGAAGUACAGUUUGGAUACAUUGGUCCACACAUGCAAUGACUUCAUUGCCGACAACUCCAGCGAAAUCAUUGAACAGCCGUUUAUGAGCGAAAUGACGGCCAAAAAGUUGGAGUCUAUUAUUAGGGACCCGACGAUCGGUUUGGCGAGUCUUCCGGUGUCACAACUCUUGACUUUCUUUAUUUCAUGGGUUAAGAAAGACAUCGACAGAAGAAGCGCAGAGUUGGAGCACUUCCUGGCGCUCAUUGAAUGGCAUAAAAUGAAACUCGAGUUCAUUUACGAUCACAUCGACACUGAAGUACUUUAUCGCGAGAACCGAUUCUCCCUUUACGUGGCCCUCAAGUCUUUGCAUCAAAACAAUAUAAAUAUCGACAGAUAUUUAGACUCUUAUAAAGAGAUGAGUAAAUUGUUUGCCAAAAAUUGUCGAUCGCUCGCCUCUGAUAACGAGACUGAGAACGAACUCAUUGUUCCCGACGACGAACAAGACAUCACUCCCAACAGUCCUAUUGUUGUCGAACCCAUUGAUUCUGAGCCCAACACCAAACAUAAGGGCAAAGUACAAAACCAAAGACAGCAAUCGACCAGAGGAUCCAAAAAAAUUAUUGAAAGAAAGCGAAAACCAAUGAAUCGACGAAAAGCAGAAAAUUGUAAUUCAAGCGAAUUAACGGACAAUAGUUUGAGUUCAAGAAAUCGUAAACGAAAUGUUAAGCAAAGAUAUCCAAAAAAUGAAUGGUUUGUCUAUUCUUCCGUUUCCAAGAAGAAAACCAAUUGUGGUGACAGUCAGAGCGUGAAAGUGUUGAAUAACAGGAGUCGACACAAGAAAUCGAGUGAUAGAGAGGAUGAAAAUGAAUCAAAUUUGGACGAAGCGGUCGACGACGAAGAAGAGUUGAAAAGCGAUGAAAACUAUUCUGAUUCCGAAGACCUUAACGAAGGCAAUGAUUUAUCGCCGAAGAGACGCAUUAAACGUGAAGAUAAGGACGAGUCGUCGUUAUCAUUGGGUCAAUGGAAAGAUGGUGUGAAGUGUCCGCACUGUAUAUAUGUCGGCCACAGCGCCACUCGACUCGAACAGCACUUAUCUCGCGUUCACGAGGAGGACACGACCUAUCAGUGCAAAAUGUGUCCAUUUGUUUGCAAAUGGAAUCGAGAGUUUUAUAAACACAUGAAAUCCCAUUUCGAUGGCCCGCCCUAUAAGUGCGAAGACUGUGAAUACAGUUGUGAUAGAAUUCAAUUUAUUUUAUCCCAUCGUAUGAGACAUACGGAUGAGAGACCAUAUAAUUGCGAAUUGUGUCCAUUCAAGUCCCGAACGAAAGGCAAUCUCAUUGUCCACAUGAGAAUACAUACGGGAGAGAAGCCAUACCAGUGUACUCACUGUCACCGCGCGUUUGCUAUGAAAAAUACUUUAGACCAACAUUUGGCGACACAUCGGGAGGAAAGGCCUUUUCUGUGCGACAGCUGUGGGUUUACCACUAAAUAUCAGUCACACCUUCUCUCCCAUAAACGCAUUCAUACGGGAAAUGUCUUCCAUUGCGAUCAAACUGGUUGUACGUAUUCUUCUCCGCGUAGGUCUCAGUUGGCGGCGCACACCAGGAGUCACCUCUCGAUUCGGACCCAUAUCUGCUCGACGUGUGGCAGAGCUUUCAUAGAGAAGAGUCAUUUGAUUAGACACGAGCGCAUCCAUUUGGAUGAGAAGCCAUUUAAAUGCCAACAAUGCGAAUACGGCAGCACUCGGAGAGACAAACUCAAAGAACAUGUCCUCAAACACCACACCGGAGACCAAACGCCUAAAACUGCAUAUAAACAGCGAAAACCGCGCCGACAGACGGGUCAACAGUUCACUUAUAUUACAGAAACGCUCGAAGACAACGAUAACUCGAUUGCCUCUCAAGUGGCUAUCGUUUCCUCUCCUCAAGAUAUACACGUCUCUCAGAGCCAACUCUCGGACCAGGAAUUAUGUACAGCGACUGCGAGUCUUAUCUAUGAGUACUCUUCUGGUGAAGUGACGGUAUCGCCGGCCAGAGUUGUCAUUCAAUCGACAAUUCCAAGCGUUACUUACGAUUCGGUCGACCAAUCAGUCGUCGAUCGUAUUGUUGAACAUCAGAGAAACAGUACAAAUAACGCCAACACUUCGGCUCGUGUUGUUAUCCAAUCGAUUCCAUCGACUGGUUAUGUAUCUAACAAUCAAACGGAACGCAAUUCCAGUCAAAAUUCAAGCGCCAAUAAUACAGCAGAAAUGGGAGUGAAUUACGAAAGCGGAGGACUUUUGUUGGAUAUAUUGGCCAAAGAGGGACAACAGGCUCUCAUCGCUGUCCUUAAGAGCAAAGAAUUUCGCAAUAAUAUGUAUCAAAACGGCUUUGGAAAAGAGUUUGACAUUUCUAACUCUUCACAUAUUUUAUGCAAUAUAUCGGAAAAUUCUGAUUUCAAGCCAAUGGAUAACAUGGUCGUUCAGCAUUAAAUAUAAUUCUUGAGGGUAAUAAUAGUCAACACUUGGAUAUGUUGAAGGGAGGAGUGAUUCAAAAGCUUCUGGAAGAGAAAUGGAAAACAUUUGGACAUAAAUUAUUUCUACGAAGAAUUUUUCAAGCGUUGUUUCAUUUACUAAUUAUAAGUAUUGCCAUUUAUUUGCGUCCAUCAAAACACGAUUUACCAAUUUGUGAAUCAAACGUGAAAAAAGUGAUACGAAUAACAUCUGAAAUUAUAUCAAUAAUAAGUUGUAGUCGAUAUGUGUUGACACAUAUAAAAGAGUUUACAAAUAAGAAAAAGUUAAAUAUUUUAAAGAAUUUGAACUCAAAACUUCCUCAAAUCAUAUUCUUAUCAUCAAAUCUUCUCAUCAUUUUAAGUCUGUUUUGUCGGCUAUUUGAGAGUUCAUACUUAGAAGAGCUUUUAUUAAUUCUGGCCCUUCCAGCAUCAUGGUUUUUCUUGAUGUUCUUCGCAGCUGCGGUUCGAAUAACGGGUCCGUUUGUAGCGAUGGUUAGGUUUAUGAUAAUGGAAGACAUGCGUCAGUUUAGUAUCAUUUAUUUGGUCUUUCUCUACGGUUUCUCUCAGGCCUUUUACUUUCUCCUCAAACAACCCGUGCAAAUGGAGGUCACAAAGCGGUGGAGAUCUUCGAGUCAUAGACAUUAUCACAGCUCAUGGAUGGAACUCUUUCUCAUGACUUUAGGAGCUCACGAGUACGAAGAGAUCCGUAAUUCAUACUACCAUUGGUUGACACAAAUGUUUUUUGUGUUAUUUAUGAUAUUAAUGCCAAUAUUAUUACUAAAUAUGUUGAUUGCAAUGAUGGGCAACACAUAUGCAUUGGUUAUCUCGGAAUCGGAGAGGGAGUGGACGAUGCAAUGGGCGAAGAUUCUGCUCGAACUCGAAAAAGCCCUUUCUGUCAAAGAAUCCAAACUAUUUCUGAGUCAAUACACGCUUACGAUUGCUCCCAAAUCAGAGUCUGAGAGGUCCUGCACUGC